GGAAAGUUAAACGCUAACAUUUAUUGCUGAAAUCCUUGUCAAUCAUGGGCGCUGGCCAGUCCAAAGCGGACACAGAAGAAAAGGUCUUUUACAACGAGACGCCCGUACAGUUCUCGCAGGAUGUUGUGAACCAUCUUUCAGAUCGCUCAAUAUCACCUGACACCUCGCCAGAACGGCAAUCCACACUUGAUGCCCACGUACGUGCUCGCAUACAGGCGGAGCUGCAGCAUCUACGAGCGGAAGAGGAAAGUGUGCAGAGGGAAAUUGAACUCGCUCUUGAAAGGGAGAACAUUGACCGGGAGAAGUCCUCGGCAGGCGGAGAGGUCGCCGAGGGCGAUGUCAAGAAUAGUAUGACGUUGAUGGGGGAUCUUGAAGAGAUUCGUACCAAGGUGGACAGAUUCCAGACCAGGAGACAGCUCAGCGAUUAUCCUGCGGUCAAGGAAAGCGGCGAAGCAGUGGUGUUAUGCUAUAGGUGAGCCUAUGUCACUUGUUUAUCCCGUCUGGAGAUCACUCAUUUGUCGCUCCCAUAGACAAAAUCCUACCGCGCCAUUGGACUGCUGGCGAGAAGUGAGGGAGUUUAACGCUAGUGUAGCUCAAGCAGAAUCGGUAGGCAAACUCAUUCUGACAUUCGGUUCUCAACUCACUGUCCUGCAUGCACCUACCAGCAACAUCUCGCUUCUCUUAGGUAGGUACCGUCAAGAGCGAAGAUUCACCACACUUCUAUCAUGGUCCAUGACGUGUUUUUUUCAUAGACUAGUAGUGU
Suillus plorans is the source of this 763-nucleotide messenger RNA. RefSeq lists its product as uncharacterized. The transcript is spliced from 2 exons. The coding region runs from base 45 to 476 and encodes 143 amino acids. Lineage: Eukaryota; Fungi; Basidiomycota; Agaricomycetes; Boletales; Suillaceae. The record is from RefSeq and is a predicted model, not a curated record.